AUGCGCAGCGGGGACGGCACGGGGCACCCCGGCACCGAGCGUUGGGGUGCGGGCAGCCCCUCUCCCACUCUGGCCCUGCGCCUGCCCUACACCGGGCUCAGCAGCCUGGGGGGGCUGCCCCCCGCCCUGCAGCGGCUCCUGGCUGCCCCCACCCAGCUCCGCUGGCUCGACCUUUCCUUCAACCGCCUGACUGCCAUAGACCCGGUGCUGGCCACGCUGGGGGGGCUGCAGAGCCUCCACCUGCACGGGAACGCAGUCAGCUGCCUGAGCGAGGUGGACAAACUGGCAGCCCUGGCCCGGCUGCGCCGCCUGACAUUGUAUGGGAACCCCAUGGAGGAAGAGAGGGGCUACAGGCGCUACGUGCUGGCCCUGCUGCCCCAGCUCAGCACCUUGGAUUUCAGCGCUGUGACCCAGCAGGAGCGCAGCGAGGUGGCCCUGUGGGGACACACACACACCCGGCCCCGGCCACACCGAGCUUCGGCGUGACAGGUAGGAGCAAAGAGGGGGGCACCCAGCCCCGCUGUGGGGCUGCCCCAUGGCACCCACCCACAGGAUUCUGCCUUUUGGGGCACAGCCCCCAGAGCGUCUCCCCUGCAGCACAGCAGCUUCCUGGGAGCCCCCAGGACAGCCACACCACCGUCACCUGUCAGUACAGCCCGUGCCCAUCCUGGAGCUGUGCUGAGUCAGACAGGAGGGCUCACAGGGGCGGAGGGAGGGGGGGUGGGCUUGGUCUUUUUGGCAGCACCCCCCGGUGCUUGGGCAGCACGAGGAGCAGCGGGUGCAGGGGGUCCCAGAAAGUUUGUAGGGGCAGAGCAAAUCCCAAACAACAGAGCACGCAGCAAAGAACCGUCCUCAAACAGGAGCCCCUCACCCCCC
This is a messenger RNA of Numida meleagris (helmeted guineafowl), 876 nucleotides long. Its product is annotated as leucine-rich repeat-containing protein 51-like. The transcript is spliced from 4 exons. Gene Ontology annotation, molecular function: protein binding. NCBI's taxonomy places the organism in Eukaryota, Metazoa, Chordata, Aves, Galliformes, Numididae. The record is from RefSeq and is a predicted model, not a curated record. The coding region runs from base 1 to 486 and encodes 161 amino acids.